This is a messenger RNA of Polychytrium aggregatum, 1854 nucleotides long. RefSeq lists its product as uncharacterized. The record is from RefSeq and is a predicted model, not a curated record. The transcript has a single exon. The coding region runs from base 270 to 1790 and encodes 506 amino acids. NCBI's taxonomy places the organism in Eukaryota, Fungi, Chytridiomycota, Chytridiomycetes, Polychytriales.
CCUUGGACCAUGCUCGCCGCUGCGAGACAGGAGAUAUCCCCUCCCUCCACCCUCGCUCCUGCUUCAAAUAGAGCCCGCCGCCUCGGCUCGGCCCAGCUCGGCCUGGCCGUCCGCCCCGAGUUUUACAUUUUUUCUUGCCCCUUUCGCGGCGGCUGAUUUCACCUGCUUGCGACUGCCUGUCUGGCCCCUGUUGUCUUGGUCGUCUCGUCCUUCUUGGAGACCCACCGCUUCCGCCUGCUCUCCCAGUCCAGCGCCGCUGUUUGCCCACCAUGAAGCUCUCGUCUUGGCUUCUCGUCGCCUUCUAUGCCCUCGUGUGCUCCCCGCAGACCGACGCUGCAGUCAUCGCCCACACCCCGGACUAUUGGAUCGUCGGCACCAAUACCUCGAUUAUCGUGGAGAAUGUCAUCGGCUCGCUUGUGGAUAUGUUUCUCUUUGAGGUCACAAUGCAAGGCGCUUCGAAUAAUAUCGUGCUGAACUGCACAAGUCUAACGAACACAAAGCCACUCAUCACCCUCAAUGCCCCUUGCAAUCAAACGAGCACGAGCUGCAACUACACCGUCAGCUGCUUUCCCCUUCCGCCGACAGCCGGGACUGCCAAUCUCACCAUCAUACACAAUCCCUGUCAAGUCAUAGGGAACAGUGGCAUAGGAUGCGUCGGUGGUGGCUCGAUGUUCGCGCCAAUGACGGUCACCAUCCUCGAUCCCAUCAACGGCCUGACCUCGGUUCCCACCAGCUGGUCCUCGGCCACUCCUGGCCCGAUUGCACCCACCCCCUCGCCGGGCGCCGACGAUCCGCUGACACAGCCGGGCUCGUCGUCCAAUAUGACCCUCAUCAUCGCCAUCGUCGGCUCCAUCGGCGCGGCCGUUGUGUUCUUUGCCCUCUUUGGGCUGUGGUGGUUUCGGUACCGAGUGCCGAAUCCACAAGCUCGCAACCCGUUUACGACGCAACGGGGCAUCCGAGGCUCGGGAUACCGAGUCCAAGUCGACCAGCCUGGUGGCUCCGCGGCCGCCGCAGGGGAUCUGCCCCACAACAAGAUUGCUAUGAACGACCUGGCAAAGUCCUCGCCCAUCCGAUCUGUACCCGAUUCGUCUGCAUACCACAUUGCCGAUUACCCACUGUCAACCACUGCUGCUGGCCCCGGCGCUGCUGCAGGUGCCGCUCGUCCUGCAGCCUAUCCACCGCAAUCGAAAACCUAUCCACCUCAGUCGACAACCUAUCCACCGCAAUCGACGGCCUAUCCGCCUGCGUCCAACGCCCCCGCCGGCGCAUUCGAGAGACAGCCGCCCCAGCCGCAGCCAUUGCAGAUGGGUCGCAUCGCCAAGGACAGCGCCUUUGGGUCAAACUACGAUCCGGCAGCGCUGGCUAGCUCCCACAGCAUGUCCUAUGCCUUUACGAGUGGACCGGUCCCGACUCAGUCAGCACCGACUCAGUCCCCGAGCGGUAACCCGGCUUCGGUGCGAUACAUUCCACCGCCGGUCGCUGCCGAGACUCCGGCCGGACCUGCUGGCUACGGCCCCUCGCCCGUCCACCCUGGUCAUGCACAACAACCUCUCGGGCCCCGCUCUGAGAAGGCCGCGCUGACCAUCUACCGCCCCGACGGUUCUGCCGGAUCAAGCACUUCUCGCAUGGCAGACUCCCCAGCCGGAGCACCGCAGCCCUUUGCUGUCUACUCGCACCAAAUGAGCCCAAAUACCAGCCAGCCAAACUUUGUCCAGAGUCAGCCCAAUCCCGUCGAUGAUCUGCCGGCGUACCGGCCUCCAUCAUACGCCCUGUACCCUUCUCCCAAGUAAUACCGCUUGAGUCAACAUUGGAUUCCCCCCCCCUCUCUUCACUUUCUAUGUUCAAAUCUGUCAA